AAAAACAAUUAUGAAAAACAAAAAACUCAUAAUCCCCAAGUGAAAUUUUCAAAAUAAUUUUACAAUGCGUGUAUCCAACCGAUUGGCGAUUAGUAUAUAAAGACCAAAGCGGAAUGAAAUGCUCAGCAUUCAGCGAACAAUCUUAGAAGUAAUUUCCCCUUAGUUCAAAAUUCUCAAUCAGUGUAGAUUAACUUAAAACAGAAAUCAAAAACACAACAAUGGUGAAAACAAUUCCAGGAAAGAGAUUGAAUUCAACAAGAAAACGCAAAAGAUUUGAAAACAUAUGUAAAUCAGAAUCCUUGUACAAUUUCUCAUUGUCUUCUUCAAAAAUCCAGAAUCCUGUUUUUCGAAAACUUCAAUCAACAGCUGUAAAUUUCAUUCCAAAAACCCUAGAAAACAAUCAAUUCCCAGUAACUCCAGCUUCUUUAAAGAAACAAAGAUUCAUAAGAUCACCAAGUUUUUCUUCAACUUAUGCUACUUGUUCUUCUCCUUGUCCUGAUUCUCCUUCCACUUCCAUUUCUUCGCCAUCUUUUCUUCCAUUUUUUGAAAGUACUCUUUCUGGCCCGAUCAAAUUCGUCUUGGAUUCAACCCCUAAAGAAGAGUACACAUAUUUUAAGAGUAUGAGGAUGAUAAAGCAAGAAACAGAUUCAUCACCCUCUGUAAGUCGAAACUUGAUGAAUCGAUUUCCUCCGCUCCCACCAAAACCAUCGCCAAAGCUUCUAUUAAGGAGAACUAUUUCUGACCCUGUUCCAUAUUUGUCUGAUACUACGAAAGAGGAUGAAAAGGUGAAGAUGAAAGAAGAAUCAGUGAAAGUAGAAAAGGUUUCUGGGGAAUCAAUUUUGAUAAAAUUAAAAUGUGGAUGUGGUUCUGAUUCCCUAUUACUCUUCAAUUACACUGACAACAAAUGCUAUAGGCUGAUAUGAGUUUUCUAGAUUAAUUCUAAGAUUACAAUUUUUGUAGAUUCAAAAGGGGUAAAUCAGCAGAUUACGUUCUUGUAAUGUUCAAUGUUCAUGUCAUGGUUUAGAUUUUAGUCUUUUAGUAAGUAGAGUAAUUCUUUUAGGUUGUUGAUAUUGUGUUGUAUAGAGAUUAUUAGUUUCUUGUGCUUAAUUGUGCCCAAUUGAAGAUAUUCUACUUAACUGAAUUCUAUGUAAUGAUUAGUUUUUAAAAUAGUUUUGGUAUGAGAAUUUUAUAGUGGUCCAUUUUUAAAAUUAGCUAUUUGUUCAUUUUACUUUGCAUUUUUAUUUUAAAAAAUAUUUUUCUAUAUUUUUAAUUGUUAUCUACAUAUUUUUAUUAUUUUUUUAAUCAUAUUCAUGUAAAGGGUUGCGCAUUAGUCGUACGAAAAUCGAGUAUUUGCCUGUGACUUUAGUGGGACAACACCGGUAGGUGAACCAGAGGUGUCCAUUGAUAAAGCAGUUGUUAAAAAGUACGAUCAAAUACAAGUAUUUGGGAUCGAUCAUUCAAAGGGAUGGGAGAUAGACGGAGAUGUAAAUCAUCGUAUACAAGCGGGUUGACUCAAGUGGCGAGCAACCACCGCGGUGCUAUGUGAUAGAAAAUUCCCAAGCAAGUUGAAAGGAAAAUUCUACCGGGCGUUAAUCAGACUUGCUCUGCUAUAUGGGAUAGAAUGUUGGCCUGUAAUGAAGAUUUUCGAACAUAAGAUGGAAGCUACAUAAAUGCGUAUAUUGAAGUGGAAGUGUGGGCACAUAUUGAUAUCGAAUUAGGAACUAAGAGUUUAGGGAAAAUUAGGGGUAGCCCCUAUUUCCGGAAAAAUGCUCGAAAAUAAAUUGAAGUGGUUUGAACAUGUAUAGAGAAAGAUUUUCGCCGCCCCUGUGAGGAGGGUAGAAAGCAUUAUAGUAGAGGGUAAGAGGAGUCGAGGAAGACCUAGGAGAACUUGAGAUGAGCAAAUAAAAGUUGACUUACAUGAGUUAAACCUCUUUGACUAGGGAUAGGGGUAGUUGGAGGCGUCAUAUCCAUGUUUUAGAGUACUGAUGUCUUCUUAGGUUACCUUUUGGUGUUCUUGCCAUCUUAUUUCUCUCGUCUCGUUUAUUAUUAGUUUUGUUUUCUUUCUAGUCUCUUUUAAAGACUUAGGUUCUACUUCUUUAUUUUAUUUAUAUGUAUUUAUUUUAUCUUUCUCGUGUAGUUACAUUUUCUUA
This is a messenger RNA of Amaranthus tricolor (Joseph's coat), 2150 nucleotides long. RefSeq lists its product as uncharacterized. The transcript has 3 exons. The record is from RefSeq and is a predicted model, not a curated record. The coding region runs from base 219 to 923 and encodes 234 amino acids. NCBI's taxonomy places the organism in Eukaryota, Viridiplantae, Streptophyta, Magnoliopsida, Caryophyllales, Amaranthaceae.